Messenger RNA from Anguilla anguilla (European eel), 9133 nucleotides. It is a transcript of the gene numa1, whose product is annotated as nuclear mitotic apparatus protein 1. Bases 526 to 7848 code for a protein of 2440 amino acids. The transcript is spliced from 25 exons. Gene Ontology annotation, biological process: establishment of mitotic spindle orientation. Gene Ontology annotation, cellular component: spindle microtubule; centrosome; spindle pole. NCBI's taxonomy places the organism in Eukaryota, Metazoa, Chordata, Actinopteri, Anguilliformes, Anguillidae. The record is from RefSeq and is a predicted model, not a curated record. Gene Ontology annotation, molecular function: microtubule binding.
UCAAAAGAACUCUGUUAACACAACAAUCAGUUUCCAAGGAAACAAACAAUAUGUGGUUCUGGGAAAUGUAGUACAUGUAACCCCUUGUGUUUACGUGUAACCUCUGUAUUUUUAUACAGUCUAUGCGUGUAGCCCCUUCGUAAUGCGCGUCUUAAAUAGGCAUCACGUAUAUAUACAUGUAUAGGUAAUUCCGAAAAUGUAGUUAUUUUUGAAUAUAUUAAAGUGUUGACUGACUGAAAACAACAUGAAUAUCAUAUCACUCAAAAAUUUAAACAAGAAGUACACUGAAUUGCUAUUGGCCAAACAAGACAGUCGAGUUCUCGUCAUUAAUUUAGGCCAAUCAGGACUGAGUUGCGUCGCCAAUGGGGUUUUUCGACACGCCAAUGCGCCGAAAUUUGAAAAAGACUCAAAUCAGAGGGUGGGGAUAUCCUGACCAAUUUGGACUGUUUGAGAUUUUCUUUUAACUUGCUACAAGUUCGACAACUAAUGAUCUGCGUUGGAUUUUAGAGUGGAAGAGUCCAAGAGAUGGCCCUGCAUCGGCAAAAAGAGGACGUCUUACUGGCGUGGAUAAACAGCCUCCGUUUGGCGAACCCAGUUAAUAACAUUAUCCUUUUACAAGAUGGCAUCUUGCUUUUGAAGUUGAUAUGCAAACUGAAGGGACAAGAAGUUCAGGGACUGCUGGAUCAGCCCAUCCAGAAAAGACUUGAAUUUGUCUCUGACUUUCUUCGAACAGCGCACUGCCGGUACAAAGCAGACAGAGGAGCCAUUAUCUCAUGGGACAACAUCCUGAAUCGGAAAGACUUGGAUAUAGAGUUGUCAAAGGUGGUUGUGCUCCUUAUGUGCCAUGCCAUCGUUAAUGAACUUCUAAUAACGGACGAACUGGACCAUAAGACGGAGAUUCAGAUGGCUGCAGUACUCCGCUUUGUUCUCGAUAAUGAGAACAGUCUUCACCUGAGUGACAAUUUGGAGAAAUUUCUCCAAAAACCAUUCACUGUUUGUUUGCCCAGCGACUCCAGCACAAGCAGUUUCAGUGAUGAAUCACCUGUCCUAAGCAGAAUUCGGAGACCAGAAGUAAAGUUCUUGGAGCUGAUGACCGUGGCAUCCAGCUCAGCUGGAUCCCCUAUACAGGAAGUCCUUAACACACCCCAAUUCCAGCUGAGGAAGGUGCGUAAACAGCUGGCUGAGGAGAGGGAUAUGAGGGAUGAGCUGGAGCGGGAGCUGGCCAACACCAGCCAGUUGGUCGCAGAAAGAGAAUUACAGAUAUCCCAGCUGCAGCAUCGGCUCCAGAGGCUGAUGAGGGAUAAUGCAGAGCAGGACCAAGAGCCCAAAGCUUUGGAGGAGCUCCAGAAUAAAAAUGAAGGGCUGCUGAAGCAUUUGCAUGAAGUGCUAAAGCAGUGCCAGGACUUGAAAACCAACAAGGGUCAAAUGGAAAAGAAGAUUGAUCAGCUGACUGAGGAGAAUGGAGAUCUGUCUGUCAAUAUUAAAGACAUGGUUGCUCGUUUGUCGAGUGCCCAGACAAUGGUGGACACCCUGAGUGAGGAGCAGCAGGCAUCACAGGCAGAGUGGGAGAGCAAGAAAAUGUUCUUUGAGACUGAGCUUUGCCAGGCUGUGUCUGAAAAGGAGAGCUUGAGUGAGCAAAUUCAGAUUUUACGAGGGAAGAUCUCUAUUCUGGAGGAUGAGCUGAGAAAAGCCCAUGCCCAAACUCAGGAGCGAGGCGAGGUCAUGGGACCCAUAAUGGAGUGGGAAAGGCUAAACCAGGAAAUUUCUGAAUUAACGUGCAAGCUCUUGCAGCUCCAAGAAACCAUUCUCCAGCUGGAGAAGGAAAAAGGAGAAAUGCAAGCAAAGCAUGAGAUGGAGAAAAACAAAUUUGAGAGUGAGGUCUCCCAUCUACAAGGGCUCAUAUCUGAACUACAGCAUACCCUGUGUGUCCUUCGGGGCGAAAGGGAGGCACUUGAGCAGAUCUCAAGAGAGCAGCAGGCAACAAUGACUUCCCAGAUUAGUGCCAUGAAUGCAGAGAUUGCCCGUCUUUCUGAUGUGAUUCACCAGAAGGAGCUGGCAGCAACGGUAUUUAGCCAGCAAGUGGCAGAGGAACAGAAACAGAAGGAGAUUUUGAUGCAGAACAUGGAGAAGCAGGAUCAGAUAAACCAGGAAACCGUUCAGGGACUGAGCGAACAAGUGAAACACCUAGAAACUACUUUGAAAUCAAAGGAAGAGGAGAGCUCUCGCCAGCAAGCCUUUCUGCAAGAGGCAUCUGAGAGUGCAAUCCAGGAAAGGGAUACUAUUUUGGUGGAGUAUCAUCAGUUUCGCCAGGCGAAAGAGGAGGAAGUCCUUGAUCUUAAUAAACAGGUCAGGCAACUUGAAGAGCAGCGGGAGGUUGAGCGGUCUCUCUUGUCUGACCUCAGGAGAGAGAAAGAAGAGCUACAUUUGAAGUUGAUAUCUUUGGAAUCUGCCAUCAGGGAUCUGCAAAAUGAGUUGGAAGUGGAGAGCCGUAAACACAGGGAGACACUCGCAGCCAAGCUCCAGAAGCAUUCCCAAAUGGAAUCUGAGAUCACUGAGCUUGGACACAGGGUCCAGCAGUUACUGACGGAUAUUAAGCUGAUGGGCCAGCAGCUUAAUGAAGCACAACAGGAGAAACGCCAUGCUGAAUCCUGUGUGGAAGAGCUGAAGAUUGAAUGUAGAGAGCUGUCAAAUGCACUUUCAGCAGAACGUGAUCAUAGUCUUCACCUGGCCAAGGAGAGAGCAGCAGAAGUUGAGAUGCUAAGUGCUAAUGUUCAAACAAAGACUGAAGAAGUGGAAAAACUGGCAAAGGAGACUGAGCAAUACCUUGUGGAACUUGAAGCCACAAGGACUGCAAAAAGUACUGUGGAGUCUCACCUUAAUUCUGUCAUUGAAAAACACCAAGCAGAGAUUUGUACAUUGCAUCUUGAGUUGACCGAUGUGCAAGGAUUGGUGAAGCAAAAGGAAGCCGAAAAGGAACUCUUACAGGAUGAAAUAUCUACCAAAGAGGAAGAAGUGAAGAUCCAGCAAGAACGUGUACUUUAUCUUCAAAGUGAAACUGCUCAAAUGGAGGAACUGCGACAAAAUCUUGCAGAGGAGGAGAAGAGACAUCAAAUGACUAAGCAAGAUGCUGAUGCCAGAAUGGCGGAGGUUCAGCUAUUGAGGGUCUCAUUAGAUGAAAAAGAAGAUAAGAUCAGCACUCUCCUACAGAGCAUUCAGGCUUUGGAAGAGAAGGCUUGUGCUUUGCAGGAUGUUCAGAACAAGGAGAGUGAGGAUUAUAAGCACUCUGUCUCUGAACUAGAGCAAAGGGUAGCUGAAAGUCAAGCACAAAUCUGUAAAAAGGUUACAGCCUUUGAAACCCAGAGUCAGCUAGUGUUAAGUCUACAAAAAGAUCUGGCCCUUGAACAAGCUAGAGCUGUUUCACUGGAAGAGAAUCUCAAGGCUUUAGAAUCUGCUCUCAGAACCCAAAAGGUGCAGGAAAAAGAAUUGAGAGAAGAGUCCAUUGUUCAUAGGGAAGAACUCAACAGACAAAAAGCAGAUUUGGAAAAACUACAUCAAGAAAUUUUGCUGAUUCAGGAAGAAAAACGAGAGGCAGAAAGCAGGGAAGUCAUAGCUACAGAAAAGAUUACAAUCCUACAGGCUGAAGUUCUCUCGGUUUCCUCCUUGGCUACAGAAAGAAAUGAAAGUCUUGAGCACAUGAAAAAGAAAUUUGCUGCUGUAAGUAUAGAAUUAAAUUGUCUGAAAGAGCAGGAUAUUGAGAGAAACAAACUUGCUGCAGCAGAUUGCAAAAGACAAGAGGAAGCCAUUCACAAACUUCACAGAGAUCUUCUCUCUGCAUCUAGUCUUUCCUCAGAAAGGGAUCAGGAAAUUCAGAUGCUGCAAACGAAAGUGUCCUCCUUGAAAAAGGAAUUGGAAAUACAGGAGGAGAUGCAAUGCUUGAGAGACCAAGAGACAAAUGCAAUGAGGUCUAAAUGCAGAGAAUUGGAGGAGAAAAUUACCCAACUUGAGGCCCAGGUUCUGGAGGCCUCUACCCUUGCUUCUGGGAAGGAAUUGGAGCUUUGUACCCUGCGUAGUGAAUUCACAGAAAGGGAGAACUUGAGACUCAACGCAGCUGAGACUGAAGCAGCUCAACGCAGAGAAUUGGAGGAGAAAGUUGCCCAACUUCAGGCCCAGGUUCAGGAGGCUUCUACCCUUGCUUCUGGGAAGGAAUCAGAGCUUUGUACUCUGCGUAGUGAAUUAAAAGAAAGGGAGACCUUGAGACUCAAAGCAGCUGAGACUGAAGCAGCUCAACGCAGAGAAUUGGAGGAGAAAGUUUCCCAACUUGAGGCCCAGGUUCUGAAGGCCUCUACCCUUGCUUCUGGGAAGGAAUCAGAGCUUUGUACCCUGCGUAGUGAAUUAAAAGAAAGGGAGAACUUGAGACUCAACGCAGCUGAGACUGAAGCAGCUCAACGCAGAGAAUUGGAGGAGAAAGUUUCCCAACUUGAGGCCCAGGUUCUGGAGGCCUCUACCCUUGCUUCUGGGAAGGAAUUGGAGCUUUGUACCCUGCGUAGUGAAUUAAAAGAAAGGGAGAACUUGAGACUCAACGCAGCUGAGACUGAAGCAGCUCAACGCAGAGAAUUGGAGGAGAAAGUUGCCCAGCUUCUGGAGGCCUCUACCCUUGCUUCUGGGAAGGAAUUGGAGCUUUGUACCCUGCGUAGUGAAUUAAAAGAAAGGGAGAACUUGAGACUCAACGCAGCUGAGACUGAAGCAGCUCAACGCAGAGAAUUGGAGGAGAAAGUUUCCCAACUUGAGGCCCAGCUUCUGGAGGCCUCUACCCUUGCUUCUGGGAAGGAAUUGGAGCUUUGUACCCUGCGUAGUGAAUUAAAAGAAAGGGAGAACUUGAGACUCAACGCAGCUGAGACUGAAGCAGCUCAACGCAGAGAAUUGGAGGAGAAAGUUUCCCAACUUGAGGCCCAGGUUCUGGAGGCCUCUACCCUUGCUUCUGGGAAGGAAUUGGAGCUUUGUACCCUGCGUAGUGAAUUCAAAGAAAGGGAGAACUUGAGACUCAACGCAGCUGAGACUGAAGCAGCUCAACGCAGAGAAUUGGAGGAGAAAGUUUCCCAACUUGAGGCCCAGGUUCUGGAGGCCUCUACCCUUGCUUCUGGGAAGGAAUUGGAGCUUUGUACCCUGCGUAGUGAAUUCACAGAAAGGGAGAACUUGAGACUCAACGCAGCUGAGACUGAAGCAGCUCAACGCAGAGAAUUGGAGGAGAAAGUUGCCCAACUUCAGGCCCAGGUUCAGGAGGCUUCUACCCUUGCUUCUGGGAAGGAAUCAGAGCUUUGUACUCUGCGUAGUGAAUUAAAAGAAAGGGAGAACUUGAGACUCAACGCAGCUGAGACUGAAGCAGCUCAACGCAGAGAAUUGGAGGAGAACGUUGCCCAACUUGAGGCCCAGGUUCUGGGGGCCUCUACCCUUGCUUCUGGGAAGGAAUCAGAGCUUUGUACCCUGCGUAGUGGAUUAAAAGAAAGGGAGAACUUGAGACUCAACGCAGCUGAGACUGAAGCAGCUCAACGCAGAGAAUUGGAGGAGAAAGUUGCCCAACUUGAGGCCCAGCUUCUGGAGGCCUCUACCCUUGCUUCUGGGAAGGAAUCAGAGCUUUGUACCCUGCGUAGUGAAUUAAAAGAAAGGGAGAACUUGAGACUCAACGCAGCUGAGACUGAAGCAGCUCAACGCAGAGAAUUGGAGGAGAAAGUUUCCCAACUUGAGGCCCAGCUUCUGGAGGCCUCUACCAAUGUGUCUUUAAGAGAAUCAGAGCUUAGCUCCCUGCACAAAGGGAUGGAAGAGAUCAUUGCUAAUUUGAAGGCAAAACUCCUUAGUGCCUCUACACAGGAAGAAAAUGCUACAAAGCUCCAGCAGCAAAUAGCAGCCCUGAGGCAUACGAAUGAGGAGCUGCUGUUAAUAAGAGAAGGAUUGCAAAAGGAACAGGAGGUUUCCCAGAAAUUAACAGAGGACUUGGCAACACAGCUUCAACUUGCAAGGGAGGAGCUCUCUACACUCCGCCCUCUGAGAGGAGAGAUGGCAGAGAGGUCACAGCUCAAUACUGACCUCCAAGAGCAAUUGUCUCUGAAGUCUGAGGCCUUGGAGCAUUACAAAGCUCAGGUUGAAAAUGCAAAAAUUCAUUAUAAUGGGAAGAAGCAGCAGCUACUAGAGGCCAAUGAGAAGAUCCAGGCUCUUACGACAGCCCUGGAGACUAAUGAACAGGAGAUCAAGACACUUACAGAACAAAUUCAGGUUCUCCAGCUGGAGUUAGAGCAAGCAAGGGCUACGGAGAAGAACUUUCUCUUCAAUAUCAACAGCCUGCAGGCUCAGUUGGACUAUGCGGAUAAGCAGCUACGGGAACAGAAAAGACUUGGAAAGUGUGAAGAGCUGAAGCCCAAGGAGACUGUUUAUCAGAAAGUUACUGAAAAGCAGCAGGACACCAGUGGAGACAGUCUAGACCUUAGCCUGGAGGACUCUCUCAACUCUACCAGGAGACCCUCAAAAAGGGAAGAGUCCAGCACUCCUGUGCUGCGCAGCUCAGAGCGACUUCAGGCCAAACAGCGGGCUCGUGGCGGGGAAUCGCUCGAGACACUGUACUUCACGCCCAUGAGCGUCCGUAAUGCUGUGGACGGCAAGCUGGAGAGCAGCAUCACCUCUCUGGGAGAGCUUGUGCUGGAUUCAGCCAAGAGGAGCCACUCUGCUCGCCGCCGCACAACACAGGUCAUCAACAUCACCAUGACCAAGAAGACCCCAGGCAGAGUGGAGGCAGACCCAGAGGAUGGCUUCACAUCGGCUCUCAGUCUGCAAUCAGCGCAGUCCUUCCCCAAUCUGGCUAACCAAAGAUGUCGCCCCUUCUCCUUGGAAUUCUCUGAAGAGGCCACCGCAAGUGACCAACUCCGGCACCUUCCGGGCUACCGCCGCAGUGCUGCUCACAGUGCCGCCCCUCCCCGCAGCAUCAGCACGUUCAGGGUAGGUGCUGAAAAUGAGCCGGACCAUUCGGAAGACUGGAUGCGUAUUGCGGAGUUGCAGGCUCGAAACCAGGCCUGUUUGCCUCAUCUGAAGAGCAGCUACCCAAUAGAGUCCCGGCCCAGCCUCGGGAACCCUUCAUUCACCAUCACGGAUGAUGACCUGAAAAUGGGUGACCCUAACGAGACUAUCCGCCGGGCCUCCAUGAUGCCAAGUCAGAUCACGGACUCUCUGGCUUCACACCGGCUCUCUAUGCUUCCGGGUCAGAUCCACGACGCUCCGCUCUCCCGCCGCGAAACGAUGCUGCCGGGCGACAUCGGCUCCAGGGCAGCCUCUCAGCACGCUGCCCUGCAUCCCAAACGGUGUGCCAGCAAUGCGCAGAACACCAGGGCUGCCACCCUCCCUCUGAAGCGCGGCGGCUGCGACCUGCCAGGGCCUGACACGCCUGAGACUAAGAAGUUGGCUAGCUGUUUCCCCCGUCCCAUGACUCCCAAAGACCGGAAUGAUCGCCGUUUUGCAUUGCAAAACAGUCAGAACCGACCUCCCAAUACUCCGGUGGAGCGCAGGCAGUCCAUGAUGUUCAGCAUUGAGAACACGCCAAAGAAAAAUGGAAAGAGCUUUCUGCAGAAGGGCAUCAACAAGAUGCGGGCCAGCACUCGCAAGUCCCCGGGCUCCACCAGCAAAAUCCCCCGUUCUGCCAAGUCCCCCCGCGGGGAGAAGCCUCAGCGCAGGUCCCCCCGAAUCAACAGCAACAAGUCUCCAAAGAUCACCUCCAGCGCCAGGAAGAAUGUCAGUGCUCAGUUUAUGGAGUGUGUCUUUGUCCAGAGGGAGGACAUGGCUCUCGAAACAGAGCAGCAGCCGAGAUGAAGUUUAUGAGCUAUAGACCUCGGAUGAAGAUGUGAGUCCAACACUGGAGGUAUUGGGCUCAAGCAGUCAAUCUAAAGGAAAUUGGCCCGGCUCUCCCCUGUAUUUUAUGUUCUUUUUGGAAUAAUCUUUAUUUUGUAAAGAUGUGCAAUAAAUAAAUAAAUUAAAUAUUACAUGGUUUUCUUAACUGCAGCAAGCAUUUACUUCUGAGGACCAGCUUAAGAUUUGAGUCAUCUGGCAAGGCUUUGAAGAAGUCCAAAAUUAUAUUUUAAUAUUUUAUCCUCUUCCUGCCAUAUGGUACCAUUCUCUUUAUUCACUACAGUGUUUGACUUAUGCUUUUAUUUUCUUUUUUUAUGCGCUUCAUUUGGUUCUGGACGCUAAUCUUUAAUAUUGGUAGUAUUCAGCGUUUUUUUAAUGGAUUUGUUUUAUUUCUCAGUUCUAUGGGGUGUUUAAAUGCUCAUUGGACAAGGGUUGAAAACCCAGUACUAUAUUUUCUUAAGAUUGUCUAUAAUUAAUUCGUUUUAAAUAUGUCUUUCCAUUACCUGGAAUGGCAGAGUUGCACUUAAAGGUGUUCUGCUUUAAGUGAGGAAUUCCUAUAUGACACCAGUACCUAUAACACUGUAUAGUGUUGAGGGGAAUAUUCAGUGAUUGAGUGUAAUACCUAUCCUUCGAUUUGAAUAAAUGUGUUGAGGUAGGGGUAUGGAAGAAUAGGAAAUUUAAAAUCCUCUCAUAUAUACAUUAAGUCAGACAUGCCUUUUAUCUGCUUACAAAAAGGGGACUUUGCUGAAGUAGGUAUCUGAGUUUGAUUGGCAAAGAGUCAUUGACACUACCUGUUUUUAUUUGCCAUAAAGGGUCAUGUAAUCGAUUGUGUUAUAUGUUUAUAUAAUUGAUUCAAUUAAAGCCAAGGCUGGCUUUAUGCUCUAGUAUACAGUCAGCGGCGUGUGCACGAGGAUGCUUGUGCAGUGAGGCACAUGAUACCCAUUCUGUUUUUCUUUUUUUUUCCCCUCACAAAUCUAUAAAUCAAGAAAUUUAUUGUGUAAUCAUAAAAAUUGCAGUUUAGCUAGUUUUGUUUGGGGAAGAGUGGAGGAUUAAUAUUUCAUCAAUGUUGAGUUGUGGUGAUUUGAUAUAUUAAUCCUAUCUUAAUCAAAUUGUAUUUCUGUACAGACUAGAGUUUGAUGGUGAUUCCUGGUCUCUGGUUUUGCACAGUAGAUAUUAGUCUGUUAAUGUGUUUGUCCAUUUUGUCUGUCACUUUUGUCUUCCCAAAAUAAAAAAACCAGACUGCAACUUC